This is a messenger RNA of Neltuma alba, 1776 nucleotides long. Its product is annotated as cytochrome P450 89A2-like. The coding region runs from base 7 to 1563 and encodes 518 amino acids. The record is from RefSeq and is a predicted model, not a curated record. NCBI's taxonomy places the organism in Eukaryota, Viridiplantae, Streptophyta, Magnoliopsida, Fabales, Fabaceae. The transcript has a single exon. Gene Ontology annotation, cellular component: membrane. Gene Ontology annotation, molecular function: iron ion binding; oxidoreductase activity, acting on paired donors, with incorporation or reduction of molecular oxygen, NAD(P)H as one donor, and incorporation of one atom of oxygen; heme binding.
AUCAUCAUGGAGGUUUGGUUCGUCGUCCUCGUCUCUGUCUCUCUCUGCCUUCUUCUCAGAGCUUUCUUCAACCUUCUCCUUCCUUCUUCCUCUCCUCCUCUGCCUCCUGGUCCUCUCCGUUUCCCCUUCAUCGGUUCUUUCACUUUGCUGGGAAAAUCACUCUUACAACUCGAACCCACUCUCCGAAGUCUUCACGCCAAGUAUGGCCCCAUCGUCAGUCUCCCUCUCGGUCCUCGUCCUGCCAUAUUCAUUGCUGAUCCAUCUCUUGCCCACCAAGCUUUCGUCCAAAACGGCGCCGUCUUCUCUGAUCGUCCCGAGCCAGACCCUUUUACGAGGUUAAUCGACAUUAACCUACGUACCAUUCGCUCUUCUUUCUACGGUCCAGCAUGGCGCUUGUUUCGUCGAAAUCUCACCACCGAGAUGCUUCACCCGACCCGGAUCAAAUCAUUUUCCGGGGAACGUAAAUGGGUUCUGGACAUGCUUCUCAGUCGUCUCAGGUCUGACUCAGAAUCAAACAAGCCCAUUAUGCUGAUUGACCAUCUCCGUUAUACUAUGUUCUCCUUGAUUCUGUUCAUGUGCUUCGGUGAGAGGUUAGAUGAAAAGAAAAUCAGGGAUAUAGACUAUGUUCUUCAUCGUUUUCUUUUGGACUUCUACAAGUUCAAUGUGCUAAAUUUCUGGCCAAGAGUGACCAGAAUAUUGUUUCGCAAACGCUGGGAGGAUUUGCUGCAACUGUUAAAGGACCGAGAAAAUUUGAUAAUUCCACUGAUAAGAGCGAGAAAGAAAGCCAAGGAAGAGAGAUUGAGUAAGACGACGAAGGAAAGUAGAAGUACUGUGUUCUACAUGGAUGCAUUGUUGGACUUGGAGUUGCCUGAGGAGAAGCGCAAGCUAGAAGAAUCUGAAAUGGUUUCGGCAUGCGCAGAGUUUCUUGAUGCAGGGACAGACUCAACAUCUGUUACACUACAAUGGAUUCUGGCAAGUUUGGUGAAGUAUCCUCAGGUUCAACAAAGGCUUGCGGAUGAAAUAAGAGAAGUGAUGGGUGAAAGAGAGGACAAGGAAGUGAAGCAGGAAGAUUUGAACAGAUUGCCAUAUCUGAAAGCUGUGAUUUUGGAGGGAUUAAGGCGUCAUCCACCUACUCACUUCCCACUGACACAUGCAGUGUCAGAAGACGUGGUUUUGAAUGGUUACUUGGUGCCAAAGAAAGGGACUGUGAAUUUCAUGUUGGCAGAGAUGGGGUGGGAUCCAAAGGUGUGGGAAGAUCCAAUGGAGUUCAGGCCUGAGAGGUUCUUGAAUGAUAAUGGUGAAUGGAAUGGUAUGGAAUGGGAUGCAAGUGAAGCAUUUGAUAUUAAAGGAGGGAAAGAGAUGAAGAUGGUGCCAUUUGGGUUAGGAAGAAGGAUGUGCCCAGCUUCUAAUAUGGCAAUGCUUCAUUUGGAGUAUUUUACAGCCAAUCUGAUUUGGAACUUUGAAUGGAAGCCUGCAACUGAUACUGUUGAUUUGUCAGAGACACAGGAAUUCUUGGUCGUCAUGAAAAAUCCAUUGCAGGUUCACAUAUCUCCCAGGCUUUAGAAGCAUAAUGCAAAAUAAAUGAAAAUCUAUGUAUGUGUUUGGGUUAAUUUGAGUGGUUUCAUGUUAUAUAUGUAAGAUUAGAACUGUAUUUGAGAAUUUAAUUUCAGUCUGCAAGUGAGUUUCCAAACACAGGCUUAGCAGUUGAAAAAAACGUGAGUUGUUUGGUGGCUUAAUAUUUAAUGAAUAAUAUAAUGAAAGCAUUUUAGUGUGAUU